UGUUUCCUUUGACCUCUCCAACAGUCGCGAGUCUCGUGACUGACUUCGGCUUGGAUGUUAUACAAACUGACAGUAGCAUGUUAUGAUGUCAAAUACCUUCUCUGAUUGAUUGUGUUUGGAUUCGCUACUGUUCUUAACUAUCUGAUGAUUCACGUGAUGGAUUACUGAAAUUCAAUCAAAAGUAUAGUGCCUAUCCUUGCAGUGCACAUGAUUAAUUGAUGCAAAUGUUGGCCUCGGCCCUCGUCACUGAUGGAUGGAUAUGAUGUGAGCAUGUUUGAUGUCUUUCUAUAGGAAUUAAACGAGGUAAGAUCGUUUGAGCCCGGAAAUUACACAAUUGAUUACCCUGCCCUGUGUUUCAGGAAUGAUCUUUUCGAAAAAGAGAUUUUCCAGAAUCAGUUGCAUCUCAUAUAACGAAGAGGAGGAUGCUUCUUGUGGGCCUUCAAGUAAUAUAAAGAUCGGUGACUGGUGGCUCUAUUCAUACCUCUCCCUCAGGUCAGAUCUAUUGCAAUUUGCAACCCAUGUAUUUCGGAAAUUCUUGGCCCAAUUUGGUCAGAAUCCAAGUCCCAAAAUUUGAAAAGCAUCGGGACAACUGACAAGGGGCAAAAUAAAGAUUCCCCCCUCCUCCUGCAAUUAGUUUGCUUCUCGAAUCUUGAUCGAAGCAUAGGGAGAAGAGAAGCCAGGGGAUCGGGUUAAUCAAGCAAUAUGAUGCGGCUGGCAGCUAAGGUUUCGAGGGAUAUGAAGAAUGCAAUAGGCAGCUGUGCACUUGUUCAACCACCCAAAGCGGUGGCGGCGCCGCCGACCACCAGGCGGUUUUCUGCCAACCGCAGCACUUUCACGUUCAAUCCGGUUGCUGUUGAAAUGAUCAAAUACGCCACCUCUCUUGCUCGCGAGCAUAAAACAGAAGAAUCAUACUCGCGAGGAUUGUUGGUAUUGGAACAGUGCGAGUCCACCCAGUCAGAUGAUAAUUCAAAGGGCUUAGUUGAACUUGCUCGUUCUACCUUAUUGUUUGAAAGAGGAUCACAUGAAGCAGCUAUUGAAAGACUUGAGAAAAUUCAAGAGUUAAGCGUGUCGUCUAUUGGGGUUAAAGUUGCUGCUUCUGAAGCUGUAGCAGGGAUAUAUCUCGAAUGUUCACAAGAGGAUGCUGCAUCAGUGGCUGCAAAUCUGACAUUGAAAUUGCUUGAAACAAUCCAACAAGAAAUUGGUAAUGGAAGCGGCUUUGAGAUUCUGGAGGCACGUGCCAAAGCAAUGAAGGGCUUAAUUGAACUCACUUCUGGUAACCUUGACUCAGCGAAAAAAAUAUUUGAGGGAGUUCAAGGGCAAGGUGUUUUAGCUGGCACUGCUUCACUGUCUUGCAGUGAAUUUCUUCACGGCAUAAGAAACUUUUCAGCUGCAAAGGAGCUGUACCAGGAAGUUAUUAAGACUACGUCCGAAAUCAAAGAUUUUUGCAGUCCAAACAAUCUUGGAGCUUGCAACAUGACUUCCGAUGAAGUUGCAGUUGCUGCUUCCUGUGGUUUAGGACAGCUCGAGGUGCAUAUGGGGAAUUUUAGUGAUGCGGAGGAGAUAUUGACUGCGACAUUAAACAAAGCUGAAGAAUGCUUUGGCCAUCAUCAUCCCAAGAUAGGUAUCAUUUUAACCUGCAUUGCUCUUAUGUAUCGUCAGAAAGCAAUGGUGGAGCAUUCGAGUUCCCUUUUAAUUCAAGAGGGUCUUUUUAGAAAGGCACUUGAACUGCUCAAGGCCCCUGUCUUGGAGAUAGAUGGUAAGAGUGAAUACGGUUACAGAAAAGAUAUAAUUGCCUUGGCAAGAGGUGGGUAUGCUGAAACACUACUGGUGCAACAAAAUAGAAAAGGCGAAGGCGAAAAAUUGAAAAAGUGGGCAGAAACAGCUUGGGGAGACCAAUGGAUGUCACUUGGAGAAGCUCUGGAACUGUCGGAGUCAUCCCCAAGGUUGCCUGUUAUAGACACUCGAAUUUGCCGGGUUGUCUAGUUUCGUGUACAAUAUACUGGUGUACUUAGUUAAGAUCAUAAGCUUAUGCCAUGUUUGUAAUAAUUUACCCAUCCAUAUGAUGGUCAGUUUUGAUAUUUUCCUUGUAUCAGUAGCAGAAUAGAAUCAUUAAUUGAACCUAUCAAAAGAACCAUGUUUUUCCAA
Messenger RNA from Andrographis paniculata, 2145 nucleotides. RefSeq lists its product as uncharacterized. The transcript is spliced from 13 exons. NCBI's taxonomy places the organism in Eukaryota, Viridiplantae, Streptophyta, Magnoliopsida, Lamiales, Acanthaceae. Bases 703 to 1983 code for a protein of 426 amino acids. Gene Ontology annotation, molecular function: protein binding. The record is from RefSeq and is a predicted model, not a curated record. Gene Ontology annotation, cellular component: mitochondrion.